CAGAGGAACUGCUGUUGUCACCUAAAAAAGCCCAGUCGUUCAUCCAGCACCAUGGGAAAGAAGAGUCGAGUGAAGACUCAGAAGUCGGGCUCAGGAACCAGCGCUGUGGUUUCCCCCAAGGAGAUGAUGAACCUUAUCUCUGAACUGCUGCAGAAAUGCAGCAGUGCAGCGCCCUCUGCUGGUAAAGAGUGGGAGGAAUACAUCCAGAUCAGAGGCUUGGUGGAGAAGAUCCGCAAGAAACAGAAGGGUAUGUCGAUAGUUUUUGAAGGCGGCAGAGAGGACUACUUCCCAGACCUGAUGUCCUGGGCUCAGGAAAAUGGGGCGUCCUGUGAUGGCUUCACAGUGACCAACUUUGGAACAGAAGGCUAUGGCCUGCGGGCCAGCAGAGACAUUAAGGCAGAGGAACUAUUCCUGUGGAUUCCCAGGAAGAUGCUAAUGACUGUGGAGUCGGCCCAGAACUCUGUGCUUGGUCCUCUGUACAGCCAGGACAGGAUCCUGCAGGCCAUGGGCAACGUGACGCUGGCCUUCCACCUGUUGUGUGAGCGGGCCAACCCGGUUUCAUUCUGGCUGCCGUACAUCCGCAGUCUUCCUCAGGAGUACGACACGCCGCUGUUCUACCAGCAGGAGGAGGUGCAGCUGCUGCUGGGCACACAGGCAGUGCAGGACAUUCUGAACCAGUAUAAAAACACUGCACGCCAGUACGCCUACUUCUAUAAACUGAUACAGACUCAUCCCGCAGCCAGCAAACUGCCCCUGAAGGACAGCUUCACAUUUGAUGACUACAGGUGGGCAGUGUCCUCAGUGAUGACCCGUCAGAACCAGAUCCCUACUGAGGACGGCAGCCGGGUCACUCUGGCCCUCAUCCCCCUCUGGGACAUGUGUAACCACACAAAUGGACUGAUCACGACGGGCUACAACCUGGAGGACGAUCGCUGUGAAUGUGUGGCGCUGCAGGACUACAAGGAGAACGAGCAGAUCUACAUCUUCUAUGGCACAAGAUCCAAUGCCGAGUUUGUAAUCCACAACGGCUUCUUCUUCCAAGACAAUGCCCACGACCGAGUGAAGAUCAAGCUGGGCAUCAGCAAGAGCGAACGCCUCUACGCCAUGAAGGCCGAAGUGCUGGCACGAGCCGGCAUCCCAGCGUCCUGUGUCUUUGCUCUGCACUGUAAUGAACCCCCUAUUUCAGCCCAGCUCCUCGCCUUCCUCAGAGUUUUCUGCAUGACAGAGGAGGAACUGAAGGACUAUCUGCUGGGUGAUCGUGCCAUCAAUAAGAUCUUCACCCUGGGCAACAGCGAGUUCCCCGUCAGCUGGGAGAACGAGAUCAAGUUGUGGACUUUCCUCGAGACCCGAGCGGCUCUGCUGCUCAAGACCUACAAGACAACAUCAGAGGAGGACCGCUCCCAACUUGAGAAACCUGAUUUAUCCCUCCAUUCUCGCGUGGUGAUCCAGCUCCGCCUGGCUGAGAAGCAGAUCCUGGAGAAGGCGUCAGCCAGUGGACGGGCCAAGCGUCUGCACUUCCAGAAGAAACUGGAGGAGGGCGCUCCGUUGCCUCGCUACGAGGAAAGCGAUAUUGCUUUGCUGGAGAAUACGGACGCAGAUGCAAAGCUUCCUAUUAUCCUGCGCAAGCUGGAGGAGGUGGAAGAAGGCCAGGAGCUCCAGGCGGAGGAGCACAGUCACCUCCUGAAUGGGGAGAAGGCUAUGUAUGGGAUGGAGAUGGAGGCUAAUGGACAGCCAGUGCAGGAGGAGACUCAGGAGAAGGUCAGGAAAGAUGUUAAUUCAGCUUUGGACUCAAUUGGAAGUUCAACCCAGAAAGGCCAAAGGGAAAUGGCAAAUCUAAGUUCCAGUCGAACUACGGAUAAUCCCAAAGAGAACAGUGAAUAAGUAGAAUCCACUUUCUGCCACAGAUCAUGCUCAUCAUGCUAUUUAUUUAUUUUUGUGUCUCUUAAAUGACUCAGAAAUAUAGAAGCUGAAAAAAUUUGAAUUCUAAGUUGCAGAACUUCUCUGACUGUACGUUCAUCCGCUGUGGCUUUACUUAGUUGUCCGUUGCUCAACUUGUUUAAAAAUGCUGCCAGUGUGUCCCUCAGCCUUCUGUGCGGAACAGGAUUUAAUUAAAAUUAGCUUUUGUUUUAAGUUUGGAACAUAGAUUCACAUUUUGAAACACUUGGCGGCCUGCAGCGUAGGAAGAAAGCAAGGGGGGGUCACCGUGAACUGGUUCCAGCAGAUUGUUAGGUGAAGAUGUAAAAAACAAAAUGGAUAGAGGUGACACUUCCCACAAAGCCAAAAGCUUGUGAAUUGGUUGGUUUAUUACUGCAGUUUGUGUGUCCAGUAUGUUUUGAGUUGACAAUCAUAUUCUGUGGUGUGCUACUGAGUUAUGACCAUCACUGCCCUCACUUCCCCUUUCCUCUGGUUAAAAUCAUUUCAUGCAAAACAGCUGAAGGAAACAGAAACUGUUCUCAUUAGCCUGUCAGACCACAUGUUUGAAAUUGAUGGAAACUGUUAUGGUUCAGUAUGAUAAGCCAAAGCGGAACAUGGUUUUGCUUUCUAAAUGAAGCAGUUUGACUUUAGCAUCAAAUUGUGUAUUUCUGUCAUUGCAUAGCUGCAGCCCUCGUCAAGAGACAGAGAGUUUAGUUUUAAAAAGUAUCUUUGUGAAUGUACUCCGUUUACGUUGCAGUGAUUAUCUGCUGAUGUUACCAAAAGGGAGUGAUGGGUGACACAGUGACUGCCCCUGUUAUUGCCCCUGAGAAAGCCAUACACAACACCGAGGACUUGGUGAGACACGCGACGACGGCGGCGGCGGCGGCUCAUGCGAGUCCUUCUGUUGGAAGCUUUUUGUUCGACUGCCUUAAAACGAGGCGAUUUCAGCGGGACACUUUUUGUACGAAAAACACGGAAGCGGUUUGUGUUGACUGUAUGCGUGGCCCACAUGACUCGGACAAAGAGCCGACGCUGACUGAAUCCCUGGCGGUCAAUGCAGCGUGGAGGGAAGAAUGUGCAAUUUUGACCAGAAUUCUCAUCUAUUAGAGCAUUUUACCUUCUCGUAGGAAAUGUGGCCAACCCGUCAUUGCACAUCAUCAUCUCAACCAUUCUGCAUAGUCAUGGGUGAGAUCAUGAGGUGAGACUUUGUGCUUCAGCUCUACUAUAGAAAUGCAGUUUUGGUUGUAGUGCUACUGUUUGUGGCUCACUUUUACAUAAACAAUAUAUGAUUGAUGCAGUCUGACCAUCGGUCCACCUACUACUCCACCCCUGUGCUUUCAACCGCAUGUCAUGGUUCAUCACAACAUGUAAUUCUUUAGCUGAAUUUGGUACAGUUCUAGUCACAUAUGGGGGAGAAGUCUUAACGCCCUUGGCAUUGGAUGUGCAUGGUCUUUCUCCACACGUCCACUGACUCCAUGACUUUGACCCAUUCCCAGUCCUCUCCCCGAUCAGGGUCAAAGUCAGUGGACGACCAGAGAAAGCUCGAGGAGGACAUUCACAUCUGACACCAGAGAGCAUCUUUGAACAGAGACAGAGGUUAGCAUCUCCACCCUCAUGCCCGUUUAAAGCUGACAGUUUGUCCAUUAUCCCAUUUCAAACUGGUUGAACAGAGUGCUGUCUGUAAAUAGAACAGCGUUCAGUGGAUGGUCUCAUUGUGAUAAAUUGUUUGAAAAAGGUGGAGCAAUCAAUAAACAGAUGUGACAUUAUUUACAUUCAUUUCUUUAGACCUAGACUGCUGUCUCACCCGUUAAAUUUGAGCUCACCUAUCCUGCAAAAUCCUCAACUUUUUUUAAGCGAACAGUCGAUCGGCCUUGAUCUGCUGACAGUCAUUUCAAAAGCUCUGCCUCUCCAAAUUCCACACUUAUGUAUUGGGGGAGAGAAGGGACAGUUAUAUUCCUCCAAUCAGAAACAAGCUGUGAUGACACUGACUCUCUUUCAAAACACCGUGUACGGCUUUGUUGCAGCCUGUCUGCAUCAAAUAGUGAAAGGAGCUUGUUUGCAAAUAUGAUUGACAGGUUCUUUCUCUCAGUAAUCAAUUACCUUUAUCAGCUCAAGUAGUCAUUUUCCUUUAGACUAAAUGAGAAUGAAUAGGACAGACAGAUUAAACAUAAACCCAAAAUUAUCAUUGAAAAGCUAUUUUAAAAAAUGGAUGAAGACUUGCAGUGGAGUCUUUGCAUAAUGCUGUGCGUCGUCAUGUAAGCCUAAAGUGUGAAGAAGUUUUUCUUUGUUUUUCAUUUUGAUAAUUAUUAAUAGCAGUUAUCAAGAAUUCAUAGUCAUUUAAUUUUAAAUCCUUGUUUUGUUCAGAUGUGAAUCUGCUCCUGUUACACAUCUUUUGACACAAUAUGGCAAUCCAUUUUGAGACUCGGACAAUUAAAAUGUUUAUAUACAAUAUUACAUUGUCAGACAUACCUGAUGGAAAAUACAGUGAUUAGCUGUAUGUAGCUGUAAGACAAAUUGAUUGAUAUUAAUCUCAUGUCUGUGCAUUAAGGACAGAGCUGGAAUCAGGAGGACAUUUGCUUAUUUUAGCAGAAAGAAGGAAAGAAGGGGCAAACAGGUAGCCUGGCUCUGUCCAAAAAUCCAAAACAGGCCUACCAACACCUCUAAAGCUCAUUAAUUAACACUCUGUAAGUUGUUUGUUGAAGCUAUAUGUAUGAGGGCUGCAACAAAUUGUUUGCAUUAGCGAUUAAAAUACCAUUAUUCUCUCAAUUAAGAGUUUGGUACAUAAAUCUCAGAAAAUAGCGUCUUUUUUUCAGUCCAAAAACCAAAGAUCAGUUAAUUUUACUAUCACAAAGCUCCAGGAAAACCAGCAAAUGCUGACAUUUAGGAAAGUUAAACCAGUGAUUGUUUGCCAUCUUUUGCUUCAAAAAUUGCCUAAAUGAUAAAUCACUCAUCAGUAUAAUCGAUUGAUUAAUUGAUGAAGAUAAAAUCAAUCAGCCAGUUCUGGUGGAUGAGAAUUUUGGUUUCCAGGCAGUUCUGUGCUGAAACUAACCAAGUCUAGCUUCAUGCUUAGCCACACUAAUCACCUCCCAUUUCAGACUCUAUCCUUAAUGCACAGACAUGACAGUGGGACCAAUCGUCUCAUCAAAUUCUCAGUAACAAAGUAAAUCAGCGUAUUUACCAAACUAUUUCAGUUCUAGGAUGUUCCAUUGGCAGUCCUCCUAAAAAAUGUUGAAUCCUCUACAAAUUGAAAUAUACCUUACAACUGUCCCCGAUCUCCCCAACUCGAUGUUUGUUCUCAGAAUUGAUGCUGGCUAACAUGUAUGAUUAGCUCCACGGCUUUGAUUUGAAGAUUUUUGGGACUGUCAGUGAGUCUUGGCUUCGGCUUAUCGACCACGUGAAAUGUGAGUUGGGCUCACUCCUGGAUAACCAGUGAAGUUGGGAAAAUUUUGGUCAACUGACGGAGGCUUGAUGGUGGUGUGAAGGGAAGGCGGUGAAUUCUCACAGCCACAGUGACUACGUUCACAUGCACAAGAUAUUUCCCUUUUAUUCUGAGAAAGACAGUGUUCAUACUAAGCUGCUUACCUGGCUAAUGAAAAUGGAUUUUUCCUCUACUAUUCCCAUUUACAUGCCGCGCAUACUCUUUCAUAAUAUUUAAAAUAGGUGCAGGAAUGUGGGCCUUUCUUUUCCAAAUGGAAUAUGCUGUUUACACGGCCCGUAUCAAAUUCACAAUACUUUCACUUCAUUCUGAAUAAUAUCGCAAAAUUAGUGUGCAUGUGAGCGUGGUCUGUGUUCCCUCUCCAAGUGGGAUGCAUUACAUUGACCAAAACUAGGCUGUGUUCACCCGAGGUCAGCGGUUUAUGGCCGACCGCCGUGUACCACGUGAUGCUCUUGUUUUGUAUCACAUUUGAUGUGUCACUUGUCUUUCUGUGGCUCGAGCACUUUUCCAUCACAAAUCUGUAUUUUUUAUGCAAUCAUGUACUUUUACCAACCUUAUUGGUAACAUUCAGUCUGUUUGCUGCUUUUCUACAGACCUCUGUACCUGUGUGUGUGUGUGCGUGCGUGCGUGUGUGUGUGUCUGUGUGUUUACGCCUGCCUGCCUGCGAGCUCCUAGCUUUGACCAUAGACUCAACAAGUCCUGGCCGGGUACGUUGUUAUCCAGCCGAUCCGGACUCUUCAUCAUUUAUGCAGUAGUUCUGGGUUCCUGUCGCUGUAAAGAGAGACCCAGGGUGUUGAGUUGAUAAGGAAACUUGUCCUGAAGCUGUCAGAGAUUAAACUUCAUCUCAUUUCUCA
Molecule: messenger RNA, 6204 nt
Organism: Chelmon rostratus (copperband butterflyfish)
Lineage: Eukaryota; Metazoa; Chordata; Actinopteri; Chaetodontiformes; Chaetodontidae
Gene: setd3
Product: SET domain containing 3, actin histidine methyltransferase
Exons: 13
Coding region: 52-1881 (609 amino acids)
Biological process (GO): peptidyl-lysine dimethylation; positive regulation of transcription by RNA polymerase II; peptidyl-lysine trimethylation
Molecular function (GO): histone H3K4 methyltransferase activity; histone H3K36 methyltransferase activity; protein-L-histidine N-tele-methyltransferase activity
Source: RefSeq, a predicted model, not a curated record